CCCCGGAAGUGGACGAUGGGCACCGCCCCCUGCCGCGAGAUAGCUACCGCCGCAGGGCGACGUGCGGCCACGCCCCCAGGUGGGCGGAGCCCCGCUGCAGGGGCGGAGCCGCGCCUGCGCACGGCCGCUCCCCGGGUGCCGGGCGCGGCGGCGGGAAGAUGGCGGUGGCCGCUGCCGGUGCGUCCUCGUCGCGCUCCCCGGAGCGGCAGGACCCGCUGUCGCGCUUCACCUGCCCCGUGUGCCUGGAGGUGUACGAGAGCCCGCUUUUGCAGUCCGUGCCUGCAGGAAUGUCUUAAGCCGAAAAAGCCAGUGUGUGGUGUGUGCCGCAGUACCCUGUCGCCUGGGAGCAGAGCUCUGGACUUGGAAAAGCAAAUUGAAACAACAGAAACCACUUGCAAUGGCUGCAAUAAAAAAAUGUAUCUGUCAAAGAUGCGCAGCCAUGCAGCUUCUUGUUCAAAGUACCAGAAUUACAUCAUGGAAGGUGUGAAAGCCGUAACAAAAGAACCACUUCACAACACCAGGAACUUCCCCAAUCGCUUUACCUUUCCUUGCCCAUAUUGCAGCGAGAAAAACUUUGAUCAAGAAGGACUAGUUGAACACUGCAAAACAUUGCACAGCAUGGAUGCAAAACAAGUGGUUUGCCCAAUUUGUGCCUCAAUGCCAUGGGGAGAUCCAAAUUACAGGAGUGCUAACUUCAUGGAGCACCUUCAGAGACGCCAUCGCUUUUCGUAUGAUACUUUUGUGGAUUAUGAUGCUGAUGAAGAUGAUAUGAUGGCACAGGUUUUGAUGCGUUCUUUGCGGGAUAAAUGAACCAACCAGAAGAUUAACUGUAAAACUCAAGCUUCCAUGAGGGGGAAAUGCCCAGCAUCCUUGCACUUCUCCCUGUACAUUCCGAGAUUAACUCAGGCAUCCAUAAAUACGGAAGACUUCAAUCCCUAUCCCAGUUUCAAAUCCAAGUUGAUUAUGUCUAUAAAAAUGGUCUGUACCAUUCAACCCUGUUAACCUAAUUUUCUUACUUGCUUCACACAAAGCUUCGUUGCAACAUGGAGGAGACAAAUCUGUUGUCUUUUAAUAAUUUCUUGGUUUCUUUUGCAGUUGUGUUCAUUUGAUAGUCUAAAAACAAAAACAUUCCAAAUGGAAUGGCCUGACCUAGUUAAUAAAUAUCUCUUCCCAGUCUCAUUUACAUAUCUUAAAUGCUAGUAGGAGAGGAGUAGUUGUAGCUCUGUUUUCCCUUAGUGAGACCUCUAGGUGCUAACUGUAAUUGUCAGACCAACUCUCAUUUAAACUGACCUAUGAUACCUGUGAUUUCAUAACGUUUCCCAGUGUUUAAAUUCUCAGACACAGCCUCUCAACUAUAUGGAAAAUACAUCUUUAGUAGGAGUCUUCAAAUUACAGACUUUCUUAGCAAAUCUUUGCACCUCUUAAGCAACUUUUUGUUCUGUAUAUGAUUAUUACUUUCUUCCAUGUUUUGACCAUAAUUUCUAGCCUGGAAGAUAAACUUUAAUGCUGGUCUAAGGUAAAAUGCAUCAUUUUUAAACUGUCUUAGCAAAUCUUAAUCAUAUUUGCAGGCUUUGUGAUUAAAUUGGAGGUUUUGAAACAGAUUUUCUAGUGACUUUAAGCCUUAUGCUGAUAGGGGAAUUAAGAAGGGUGCUUUUUUUUCUUCAAUACCUCUGCUUUCUAUUUAAACUGAAGUUUUCAUAUAUGAUCCUAGUUUUUCCAUCUCUCAAGGCUGGUAGCAAACCUUACCAUCAGUUCAUAACACUUGCAUAGCACUACCUUUCUGCAUUACAGAUUUUAAGAGGUAUUUUGAAUUCCUGUUCUUCAUUUAAAUGUUGCUAAAGUAGCUGAAGCUAUACUUGGAGUGUUUUCCAUAUAAUGUGUACAGUUUGCAGGUAAAACUUUUAAAGGAAAGUAAGAUGUAACUCAGAAAGCAGGAUGACAGUUCCAGUACAUGGAAAAUGGAUAUUCUGUAUUCAGGUCUACACUUCUACUAUAGACUUUCCUUUUUAGUUUAAUGUUUUCAUUAACAGUCUGCACAGUCAAGGUGAUGAGAUCUAAGGAUCUAAGACACCUGGCCAGAACUUGUAAAUCAUGGUAGUGUUGAGAUGUCUAGUCUAAUUUAAGCAUGUUUAAUUGGAGCAGUGGACCUGCACCACCACAGGAUUGAGCACUAGUUUAUUUAUUUGACCAGUAAGUUUAGGGUAAUCACACUCUGCAGACUGCAGCACAGCCUUACCCUUAAAACAAUGACAUACACCCUGGUUAAAACCUCUUGAUUAAACCUUGUGUCCAGCCAGACCUCUAACAUCCUUCAGUUGAGCUUGGGUUUAGUAUGUUUUCCCAACCUGUUAAAGACUCAUCUGUAGGUAUCUGCUGCUGACUGGAAGCUCAGUCUUAGGGGCAGGAGAAAUCUCACUGUACUGUGGGAAAAGGUACUGUGUUUGGGGUUGGUUAUUUUUAAUGCUUGAUCUGUAAAGAGAUUACAGUGUAUUAGUGACUGGAUGGGGAUUUCAGGGUUCUGGCUAGAACGCAGUUUGGUGGUAUGCACUGGCCAGAAUCCAGAUUUCUGCUACUAUUCUAAGUGCACUUCCAUGCAAUUCUGAUAAAAUGUGUAAGGAGCAGUUAGAAGCUUCCAAGCAAUUACUUUGUUGUGGUUUUGACUUUUGAAGAUGAAUUACAAAUAAAGGCCAUUUAAUUUAUAAAAUCCUA
Neopsephotus bourkii (Bourke's parrot) is the source of this 2709-nucleotide messenger RNA. It is a transcript of the gene RNF114, whose product is annotated as ring finger protein 114. The transcript has 6 exons. The record is from RefSeq and is a predicted model, not a curated record. Gene Ontology annotation, biological process: protein polyubiquitination; ubiquitin-dependent protein catabolic process. Bases 16 to 810 code for a protein of 264 amino acids. Gene Ontology annotation, molecular function: ubiquitin protein ligase activity. NCBI's taxonomy places the organism in Eukaryota, Metazoa, Chordata, Aves, Psittaciformes, Psittacidae.